Magallana angulata is the source of this 2122-nucleotide messenger RNA. Its product is annotated as low-density lipoprotein receptor-related protein 5-like. Lineage: Eukaryota; Metazoa; Mollusca; Bivalvia; Ostreida; Ostreidae. Gene Ontology annotation, molecular function: protein binding. The transcript is spliced from 7 exons. The record is from RefSeq and is a predicted model, not a curated record. Bases 43 to 1425 code for a protein of 460 amino acids.
CUCAGUUUUUGACUGCCUCAUCGCGAUGUACUGUCAGUGAUAAUGGGAGCGCUAAGGAACCUAUCCCGGCUGUGGAUUAUCGCCGUCUGUCUGUCUGUUUGUCUGAAGAACUCCGUCUACUCCGACGACGAAGAGCAGGUGAUGGUUUUUGCCAACAGGACCAACAUUCACUGGGUGAACCAGAACACUCGCGAGCACCACGUGAUGCCGCUAGAGGGCAUCACUGAGGCCAAAUACGUGGACUACGACCCGGUAGAAAACAUGGUCUAUUGGUCAGAUGUCCACCACGGUGGCUCCAUCUCCCGGGCCACGCUCUGUGCCGAGGAACGGAAGACCAUUGUGUCCGACAUCUUUAUCCAGCACGUGAAGGCCGCCUUCGUCAGCAUCGCUGUGGACGCGCGGCGACGGGCCAUCUAUUGGACAAACUCCGCCAGUGACCUCAUAGAAAGGGUCAACCUGGACGGGUCCAACAGGACGGUGAUAGCGGAGCACGACAUGGGAUCGCCCAUAGACGUGGAGGUGGACUCCCACGCAGGCUUUCUGUACUGGUUGGACGCCGGCAUCAAGCCGCGGAUCGAGAGCUGCUCACUGAGCGGUAAGGGCCGGCGUGUGUUGCUGGACCUCAAGGACCAGUACCCCUCUAUCCUGGAGCUGGACGUACAGACCCAGGCCCUCUACUGGAACGACAAAAACACCAAACAGCUGUUCACCGCCCGGAUGGACGGGUCCUCCAUGAAAGUUCUCAAGUCCAGUAUCCCACACAUCACGGGGAUCUUCAUUGAAGGUAACUACAUCUACUGGAUUGACUGGUGGAACAAGGACAUAGAGAAGAUCCCUAUUUCCGGUCAGGAGGAAGCGUCCGUCAUUUUGAGCCCGAUCAAGGACAUGGAGGAUUUGAUCAGUGUCAAGGUCGUCUCUGGUGUUGUUCAAUGUCCUCCACGCCCUGCCUAUAAAUUCAAGGCCUUCACCUACAUGGUCAACGGUACCGUGAGGGCAAAGUUCACCUGGGAAGCAGGCUACGGCUGGAAAAUACCUCAAUACUUCGAACUCGACCGGAGAGAUGUUGACUCCCAAAUCUGGGUAGAGGUGCAUAAAAUAGAAGCUGACAGUAACAGGAGCGUCAUCAUAGCGCUGGAACACAGCCAGGAGUACCAGUUUAGACUGCGCGCCUGUAAUACGUAUGGCUGUAGUCGUAGCAACACACCGGAAGUUAAAUUCACCACAGACAGUGCGUCAGUGUUUUCCUCCUCAGAAGAGCAUUAUAACGCAAUUCCGACUUUAUUGAAGACGGGAAUUAUUUUAGGAGGGGUCAUCGUUUCCAUUGGAAUUCUGCUCGGUAUCUGGGGUUACUGGAGAGCGAGGAAAAGGAAGACAAACAGACGAUACAGAGCUGUCCGAUACUCAACGGCAUCAUACAUCACGUGAUCAUUGAAUGCCAUUGACUCUGUGUUGCUCGUUAAAGUCCGUGCGUCAUCGGAAACCUUCGGACAUUUACUUAAACGUACACGAUUGAUCUUGGGUUUCCGGUGAUGUGUUUCGUGCAAUUUUUUUGCUUUUAUAUAUAAAAGGUGCAUUGUGGAUUUUGAUGAAAAAAAUUGUGAAUGUGAGAAUACAAUGUAGAUGUUUAUGGUUCGAACAUAAUAUUAUGUUCUUGUAUGAAUGAUUAUAAAAGUUUGAGACUGUGUAUGAUAUUGCAUGAUUGAAAACAAAAAUAUUCUCCGAGGCCAAGACAAAAUACGUGUUUCCGGUCGCCUGACCGAUCCUUAAUUUAUUUUUUUUCUUGAUGAAUAUGCAUGAUGGUCAGCGUCUGUUUACCUGAAUAACUUGCUUUUAAUUUAGUAAAGUUGUUAGGCUAAGCGAUGUUUUAAGUAUAUUACGUCUGGGAUCCAAAAUCUUCAUUAACAUGUACUUUCAAUUUAGGUUGUUAAUUGAAAAAAGCACAUUCUACCUACCGAGUCCUUUAAAAACUCCCGGGCGACUUGAAACAGUCGUAUACAUAUCUUUUGGUCUAACUGAGACUAUUUGUAAACGUGUUUUAUAAAGAUGGAGAAUUUGAAUAAACGAAUGCUUUUGUAUAAACCAUGUAAAUUUAUUAACUUAAAAAUAAAAUCAUCCAAUUUGA